Molecule: messenger RNA, 1518 nt
Organism: Botrytis byssoidea
Lineage: Eukaryota; Fungi; Ascomycota; Leotiomycetes; Helotiales; Sclerotiniaceae
Exons: 3
Coding region: 1-1518 (505 amino acids)
Molecular function (GO): ubiquitin protein ligase activity
Source: RefSeq, a predicted model, not a curated record
AUGGCCAUCUCUUCUGAUAUAUGUUCACCUUUCAAUCAAAUCUUCCAUAUUCCAUCCAUAUUUAGCCGUACCAGAACUCAUUUAUAUACGCUAGCACCGGCUGGACUGUGUAUUGAUGACUUCCUCAACCAUGACUCCCAUAGUUUCUUAUAUAAGUUUCUUUUCCUCCUACUCUCUAACUCAGUCGUCGAACAUCAGGUCUUGGAGACUGCUUCAUCACCAAUCUCAAGAAUGCUUCUAACAAUUGAAGCACCAUCUGAUCAAAUUGCUUCGACGCGUAGAGAUACACCAUACAUUGACCUCACGUUGGAAGAUUCGAGCGACGAAGAAGAUGCUGCGGCGUUGCCACCAGCCCCAAGGUUGCUGCCAGUUGUCCAAGCACCAUCUGUCCGAAAUACUCGGCCCAAUGCAAAGCCCACAUUUGUUGACCUCGCAUUUGAUGAUUCCAGCGAUGAGGGAGAACGUACGGCCACCAUGUCUCAGGCUUACAUUGGCGACAGAAUUGUGUUGGUAGAAGAGAAACGCCUUGGACCUUUUCUACCGGAGCCUACCACCAGCUUCCGAAAUUUACUUGAGAAUGCUCGAACGCAGGAGCUACAUUGUCUUAACAAAUGGCAUUCUCCAGAGCACAAAGAUGACGUUAAGUUCUCGAGACAGCUCGCUGUUCUCGGUACCAGCGGUAAUGUGUACAUGGUCAUCAUAAAAAAGAAGCCAGAGUGCAAUUGUUAUGAAGGCAUAGAAGAUAUGCUCUGCGUUCACAUCGUUUUUUUCCUGAAUCUACCAGCGCCACUUCGUCACCAAACUACCUUCUUGGAGGCCGAGCUCAGAUGCAUGAUGGGAGAUGAGAUUAAUUGGAUGGGCCCAGUAUCAACCGAUAAAUUUUGUACACAAAAGUCAGUCGAGGAACAGGAAACCUGUUCCAUCUGCCUCGAAAACCUCAUAGAUAAUGAUUCCAUCGCGUGGUGUAGAGGCCAGUGUGGGAAGAAUUUCCAUAAGGAGUGCAUUUGGACCUGGGACGAGACAAACUUCCAGGAUGGACAGCCCGACAUUACAUGUGGAAAUUGCCGCGCGCCCUUCUUUAUUGAGACGGCGUGGAAUUUGCAAUAUGAUAUCGACUACAAGGAGGCGGGAUAUCGCUCCUUGAGUGAACUUCUAAAGAGGGAGGUGAGCGUGGAAGGGUACUUCAAUGUAGCCGAGCUCGUGGGAAUCGAGGAGACUAUGGAAGACGAUGCAGAAGCCCAUCGAAGCUAUCAAAAAGUGGCUCACAGAUGGAGACGGGAGAUGGCGGGACGGUCUACCACACUCCUAGGGGAAGUGGUUGAUUUCAUAUGCCGCUACCAUCCUGGGGUGUACGAUAAUUUUGACGAUGGAUUUUCCGAUGAAUCGAGUGACGACAACAGUCCUAGAGCCAUCCGGGGCUUGGAAUUAAUGAAAUAUGUGGAAAUGAAUGUCGGGAGGGUCUUGCAAGGAUUGCGAGCCAUUGAUAGUGAAGUCUUUAGGGACUCACACCUGUUAUGA